Trichomycterus rosablanca is the source of this 2283-nucleotide messenger RNA. RefSeq names its product large 60S subunit nuclear export GTPase 1 (gene lsg1). Gene Ontology annotation, biological process: ribosomal subunit export from nucleus. The transcript has 14 exons. Gene Ontology annotation, cellular component: cytosol. NCBI's taxonomy places the organism in Eukaryota, Metazoa, Chordata, Actinopteri, Siluriformes, Trichomycteridae. The record is from RefSeq and is a predicted model, not a curated record. Gene Ontology annotation, molecular function: GTPase activity; GTP binding. The coding region runs from base 69 to 1961 and encodes 630 amino acids.
UAUGAGUGUUGGACUGUCUGUUUUGAGAAAGUGUAUCUUUUUAAACUAAACACUUUUUAACAUUCAGUAUGGGGAAAAAGAAAGCUAAAGGAGACGGAGGAGGUUUAGGAAGAGCUUUAAUGAAGGAGAGACUGAAUGCAGGACGAGCACAUAGAAGACAUGACGCAUGGCUCCACACCAGUGAACUGAAUGAUGGGUAUGACUGGGGCCGGUUGAAUCUGCAGUCCGUCACAGAGCAGAGUUCUUUGGAUGAUUUCCUAGCCACAGCUGAACUUGCUGGAACUGAAUUUGUUGCUGAAAAACUUAAUGUCAAGUUUGUACCAGCUGAAGCCAGGAGCGGACUACUGACAGCUGAGGAGUCCAAGAGACUAAAAAAACUACAUGAAGACAACAAACAGUUCCUCCGCAUCCCACGAAGACCAGAGUGGGAUGAGAACACAAGCCCUGAGCUCCUGCAGCUAGCAGAAAGAGAAAGUUUUCUUGAAUGGAGAAGAGAGUUGGCAAGGCUGGAAGAGGAGCAAAAGCUCAUUCUUACCCCUUUUGAGAGAAACCUGGAUUUUUGGAGGCAGCUUUGGAGGGUCAUUGAAAGAAGUGAUAUUGUGGUUCAGAUAGUUGAUGCCAGAAAACCUUUGCUGUUCCGAUGCCCAGAUCUAGAGAAAUACGUCAAUGAGGUCUCCCAUCAUAAAGUGAACAUGCUACUAUUGAACAAAGCAGAUUUACUCACCAGAGAGCAGCGGAGGACCUGGGCCAGAUAUUUUCAAAAAGAAGGAAUCAGAGCAGUGUUCUGGUCCGCUCUGGCUGAGGCACAGCGGCUGGAGGCUGAGGAAAAGGGAGAAGAUCUUGAAGACCUUGAGGAAGUGAGUGAUACAGAAACCACUGAAAACACGUCCGUUAUCAACAGUAGAGCCGAGGACUCUCAGGAAGAAGAGAAUGAAGCCGAUGACCGUGAGGGCUCUACAGUAAGGUUUGAGGACUGCACUACAGAGGCAGACUGGCAGACCUGCUCUGAAGCAUCAGAAGAUGAAGAGGAAGAAAAGUGCAAUGAUGGUGCUUCCUUUUAUAACUCGAGUCGUCUGCUGCACAAAGAUGAGCUGCUGGAAAUGUUUAAGUCUGUACAUUCGGGGCCCAUGUGUAAAGAGGGCCAUCUUACAGUAGGACUGGUGGGAUAUCCAAAUGUUGGCAAAAGCUCCACCAUCAACACAAUCUUCAGGAAUAAGAAGGUUUCUGUGUCAGCUACACCUGGACACACAAAGCACUUUCAGACUUUGUUUGUUGAGCCUGGUCUUUGCCUGUGUGACUGUCCUGGCUUAGUCAUGCCUUCAUUUGUGUCCACCAAAGCUGAGAUGAUCUGUAGCGGUAUUCUUCCCAUUGACCAGAUGCGAGACCACGUUUCUGCUGUUUCCCUCGUUUGUCAGACAAUUCCGAGAGCUGUACUGGAGGGAACUUACGGCAUUAACAUUGUCAGACCGAGAGAAGAUGAUGACCCAGAUCGUUCUCCCACCUCUGAGGAAUUGCUUUCAGCUUAUGGAUAUAUGAGGGGCUUCAUGACCGCACACGGUCAGCCAGACCAGUCAAGAUCUGCACGUUAUGUCCUAAAAGACUAUGUUGGUGGUAAACUGCUCUUCUGUCACCCUCCUCCCCACAUUAAUGCUAAAGACUUUCAGCCUCAACACUCAAAGUUUAUAAACCAAACUGUUCAGUGCGGUGAUUCAGCCUGCCUCCCCAAACCUUCCAAGACCAAACAAAUUGAGAAUACAGUCGAUAAAACCUUCUUUCAUCAGGAAAAUGUCCGGGCACUAACUAAGGGAGUGCAGGUGGUCAUGGGUUACAGGCCUGGCAGUGGGCCUCAGGCACAGGGCAAAGCAGACUCGGAGCAACAAGUUGGGAAGCCCUGGAAAAAGCAUGGCAACAGGAACAAGAAGGAGAAAGUUCGAAGACUCAAUAAGCACCUGGAUGCUUGAACAGCAAUCUGACUGGUUUAAAACUGGGACACAUGCAUUGAAAACGGACACUGAGUCUGUUUUUUGUUAAGGCUGACGAAAAUUAUGGGGAUUAUUUAAAAAUUUGUCUUAAAAUAAAAAACCCUGCUAAAAUGUUGGCUGUUUCAAAAUAAGUCUGGAUUUGUAUGAUAAUCUAGAAUGAUUUUGUAUUUAUGCUUGAACAUUUUUAAAUGAAGGCAACCAAGUCUUCAUAUGACAUGACCAACUUUAUAUUAAACUCUGUUCAUGUGUAAUUUGUGUGUGUGUGUUUGUUUGUUUGUUGGGGAGUACAAAAAUAUAUAAU